ACGCGCCCCAUUCAGGUGACGUCACGGCUGCAGCUGUUCAGUCAGUGUGAAUGUAAUUUCACGGAGACCCCUCGUUUUUUUUACGGAGAAACUUCGAUGUAACGACGAAAGCGACGGAGUGUUUGCUUUUUUGGAAACGUUCACGGUUCUUUUUUGGUCAGAUGUGGACCGACGCCUAACAGAAGACGUUUGUUAGCUAUCACGGCCUAUCUGUUUUCAGUUUCGUACAACAUUGGAUAGGUGAUAAAACUGAAAAAAUGGUGAGACCACAAUCAGGAUCUCCUCGUUCCAAACACAGGCCUUUUUCAGACAACUACAAUAGCAUGAAUCAUGAAGGGCGAUAUGGCCCCCCUUCAAGAAGCCAGAGAGGUUUCAGAGGGCCUCCUGGAAAAGCCCCUCCGAGUUGGAGAGUUAACAACAGUAGCGGAUCCCAGCCCUACCCCAAGAGACCCUCAUCGCUCAUGGGUGAACGCAGAGAGCGACCACAUGGACAGUGGAUGCAGAACCAGGAUCACUUCCAUCCAUAUCCCAGCUCACAGGAUUCACAGAGAGGCCGCAGGAGGCCAUCACCACCCCGCUCAAGUCGCCCUCCCCCAGUACAGCACAGGCAAUCCCCUCAUACCUCUAUACAUGGACCACCUAGCCACAGAGCACCAGUAUUCCAUGGAAACCACCCUAGACACACAUCUCCAUCUAGACAUGGAUCUUUUCAUGGCCCUCCAUCAGAACGACGGAUUCCUUCACCUCAUAAUUCCUUCAGGGGACCACAGCGACGCCCAAGCCCUCAGGAGCAUGACAGGAGCUGGGGCCCCACACCCCGGGAGAGGCCUUUUGGCCGACCAGCACUUGGUGGGCACCACUGGAAUGGCCCAGGAGGUUACCCUCAUCCCCACAGUGGGGAUUCGAGGUUCUCUGGCCCACCCCACAGAAAACCCAGAGAAUUUCAUGGAAGGAGUUCAUAUCCAGAGAGGUGGUCUGCAGAGAGAGAUCAACGUGCACCGCAUGGAGACCUUAGAAGGGAGUCUCGGCGCCCCAGCAUGGAAUUUGCACACCGAGGAGGGGGCAGUCCACACUCUCGGCCCCCUUACAGAUCACCGGCACGAAGACCUGGCCCACCCCCAUCUGGCUCAUCGAUCAGACCUUAUCCGCUUAUGCGACUACAGGACAGGCAGAUUGGACGACCAAUGAAGAGGAGGAAUCAAGAUUUCAGACGGCCACCUCCACUUAGCAGUUUGGAGCAUGGGCCGCCAAAGCGUUUCCGCAGGGAACUGUCUGUGAGACCUCUUCCUCUCCGGGGCUUCAGAGGUCGUGGUUUGUCCCUUGUUGAUAAGAGCCGACUGCUUAAGGCACGGAGGUUCAGAGCAGAGUCUGUGACCCAGUUCAAACUCCCACCACCAAGGCCAAGAAUAUCAGAAAGAGUCCAGAAACCCAAGCCUCAGACAACACCAAAAAAUGGCAAAGAUUCUUCAGCAGUGCCACUACGCAAGAUGCCACUCAAAAAGAUGCCAUCAUCUAGAGAGUCAUCCCCCAACACCGACUCCAAGACUGCAGUUGCUGAGAGGGACUCCGAAACAAAGGUGGAAUCCCGUCGCUCUGAGAGCGCACACAGCUCCUCACCAAUAGACAGACGACUUUCACGUGACCUUGUUGUGGUUUCCCAUUGGGAGGCAGGCCACAAGCCCAGUACUAGUCCCAGGAACAGUGCACCUUGGAGGAAUAAGGCACCCAGGAGCAAGUCUGAGGAAUCAGAAUCCCGUGGAAAUUUGACAUUAAAUGAACGUUUCACCAAGCUGCAAAGUCCUCCUAGCUCUUCACAGGAACCGAAAGAAAGAAGGUCUUCUGGAAGUCCACCAAAACAGAGGAAGCCCGUUUCACUUCAGAGGCCUGGUUUCCGCCCAGCUGUUGGAGUAAAGAGGCCAUCGGCACCUGAUGGAGUUAUCAGGAAACCUUUGAUGAGUACUUUGAUUCCAAGACCAACCUUCAACCAGAAGUCAGUCUUCAAAAAGAGUCAAAGUAUCAUGUCCAAAUACAAGAACUUGCAGACACUGCGACAUAAAGUGCCCCAUCAGCGUCAAGCCACUAGUUAUCGCCGUUGGUGAUCCAGAAUGAUUUCAUUUGGUGAGGCAAGUGUCCAGUGUUGAGCAUCUCUCCAGAGUUGCCCUUCCUCCUCACCUGAUUUUUUGCUGUAUGAUAGUUUGAGCUAAUCUCUGUAAAAACCACAAAGAUCACCAAAGUAUUUUUGUUUCUUCCAUCUUUGUUUUCGUUGGUGUGCUAUAGAGGUCAACUGAAUAGUCUCGACUUGUGCAUUAGUCUUUUCAGAGUUUGGAAAAACAGACUAGUUGCUUUUUUUUUUUUUUUUGUAAUUUAAAAUGAACCUGUACAAAUAUAUGUACUCUCUGCCAUAAUUUUGUGAAAAUAAGAUUUUUUUUUUUUUUGCUUCAGUUAGGAUUGUUUUUUUCCCCACAUGUAGUCGUAGCACAAACAUCAGUGUCUGAAUAGCUGCUUUUUGAAAGUGACUGUUAAAAGACUCUUUAUCAUGCGACCUGAUCCCUGCUGAAUGAUGUACAAAGACUAGCUUUCAUUUGAUGAAGAGUUUUUGUUGAGCUCCAUGUGUUGAUAAUUGACGUCCCUGAAGAGUUUUGUUUGUGUAGCUCAUAAAACACAUGUACAUUCUUUGUAAUCAGAUACUUUGAAUAAAACUGGAGUUGUCAGAUA
Molecule: messenger RNA, 2715 nt
Organism: Danio aesculapii
Lineage: Eukaryota; Metazoa; Chordata; Actinopteri; Cypriniformes; Danionidae
Source: RefSeq, a predicted model, not a curated record